AUGAGUUCGGAUGAUGAAAAAAGUGAUGGAGCAAAUGGCAUGUUCAUGCGAGCUGCUGAUAGGUACCCACGGACACCAAAAUGUGCCCGUUGUCGAAACCACGGUGUAGUAUCGGCGCUGAAGGGCCACAAGCGGUACUGCCGCUGGAGAGACUGUGUGUGCGCCAAAUGCACCCUAAUUGCAGAGAGACAACGCGUGAUGGCUGCACAGGUAGCGCUCCGGCGCCAACAAGCGCAAGAGGAAAAUGAAGCUCGUGAACUUGGGAUGUUGUAUGGACAAAGCGGACUGCUUCAGAUCAACCCCGAAACCGUCAACAUGUUUCCCGAGGCCAAGCAAUACUUAGACACCAGUAAGAUCAGAGAUGCACCUGAUGAUUAUCCUGCUUCAAAGAAACAGAAGCUUGAUGAUCACAGAGAGGAACUACAACCGGAAACAGUUAGACCUGACUCUCGAUCUUCAACACCAGAUGGCGCAGACAGUCCAAGGUCCCCCACUGAAUCCGCCGGGUCUCCUGAACCAUCCCCAAGGUCAUGUGACCCUCCCAGUCCAAGAAGUCCCGCUUCCAAAUCUGACUCUAAAUCUCCGUUUGAUGAGAGCACUCUCGCCCACUACGGCGGAAACAAACGUCAACCAAUAGAGAUGCUGUCACGUAUAUUUCCUCAUAUGAAGCGAAGCGUGCUUCAACUGAUUCUUCAGGGCUGUGGCGGUGACGUUGUGCAAUGUAUAGAGCAAAUUCUCAACAGUCAUGGCGACGCAAGCGGAAUGUCGUCACAUUUUCCCGGAAGUCCUCUAAUAACUCCUCAUGGUAUAUCUAAUCCACUCGGCUCCCCGUCUCUCAAGUCAGCAUUCUCUCCCAUCGCAUCGUCCAUAGCCAAUGCCCAUUCGUUAAACUCCAUUCGUAACGCUUGGGGUAGCAUGAGCCGAGGAUUGCUUGCUAUGCCUUAUCCACCGGCUUUUCCUGGACUAACACUGGGUAGUAAUUAUUCUGCCUACAAUGGACUUACAACAGACAGUACAUCCAAACCAUUCCCAUAUACAAUGUACCCAUGCUGUCCAACGAAACCCUUUACUGCUUCAACCAGCGACAAGUCUGGGUGCCUUGGUGAAUGAUUGGAAAUUGAUA
This is a messenger RNA of Ylistrum balloti, 1123 nucleotides long. RefSeq names its product doublesex- and mab-3-related transcription factor A2-like. The coding region runs from base 1 to 1110 and encodes 369 amino acids. Gene Ontology annotation, molecular function: RNA polymerase II cis-regulatory region sequence-specific DNA binding; protein binding; DNA-binding transcription factor activity, RNA polymerase II-specific. The transcript has 2 exons. The record is from RefSeq and is a predicted model, not a curated record. Gene Ontology annotation, cellular component: nucleus. Gene Ontology annotation, biological process: sex differentiation; regulation of transcription by RNA polymerase II. NCBI's taxonomy places the organism in Eukaryota, Metazoa, Mollusca, Bivalvia, Pectinida, Pectinidae.